Necator americanus (New World hookworm) is the source of this 609-nucleotide messenger RNA. RefSeq lists its product as uncharacterized. The record is from RefSeq and is a predicted model, not a curated record. The transcript is spliced from 4 exons. NCBI's taxonomy places the organism in Eukaryota, Metazoa, Nematoda, Chromadorea, Rhabditida, Ancylostomatidae. The coding region runs from base 1 to 609 and encodes 202 amino acids.
AUGCUGGUACUAGUAAUUUUUUGGCUCGUAUUUGUAGCAGUAACGCUUGCUGGACAUCAACCACUAUGCAUCUGCAAUGGAAAGCAGAAACGUAAGAGGAAGUACAAAGGAUAUAUGGCAGAAAGUAUAGUAUCACCGCUGUCGGCGCCUACUAAACCACCAGAAUCAAAUGAAUCAAAAAUUUCCUCUACUCUUAAGGUGAUUGAAUGCACCCAAAAAUUAGCACAGAAGAACGAAGAAGGAAAAACGGAGUUCACUCAGAACUCUUUUUGCUUAACUCCUAUGUCAAUCGAUCAACCAAAAAAGCCUCACAUAUCAUCAGUACAAAACUCGGAAGCAAGAAAAGCAGAUGUCUCUCACACACAACAUUCUAAAGAAGACGAAAUUUUGGACGUUAAAGGAACGCGAAAAAAGCGAAUUACAGCACAAAAUCAAGAAGAAGCACGCACACAACAAUUUUUGGAUGAGAUAUCGACUAAUGGAACGACACAAGAUAGAACAGCAGACGCCGCUUCAAGCACUGAGAAAGCUGUGAAAAAUAUCGAAUUAAACGAAAUAACUCAAAAUACGUUGCUUACUCAAGAGGAUCGUGAUGCUCGGCCUCGCUGA